AAACUUACUGAAACAAUUAUAUAAAUUGAUGCUGAGAAUUUCAGUAUGAACAAUAAAACAUCUACAGAGAAUAUAUGCCUAACAAAACCGUGUUUGAUGCCAGGACUGAGCAGUAAAUUUGUCCUGGUGAUUAGCUAGCUAGAAGUGUAUGGUAAGCUAGCUAACAGUUUGUUACUUAAACCGUCUCCAACUUUAUCAAUUAUGAUUUAAUAAAGGAAAAACAAAGAGUUAUGUUUUUUUACUGUAUAAAAUCUUGUUUGAGGCUGGAGCUAACGUAUUUUUUCCCCCCUUCACUUUGAACAUCAAAGGGGCCGCAAAAAACAUGUCCCAACAUGCAGACAGUGUUUAACGUGUUUAGUUGUCUGUGUGACCAGCGUACCACUGUAUUUGGUGACCCAUCAGAUUCUAUGACCUGCAGUGUUGGAAAAAGUACUCAGAUCAUUUACUUAAGUAAAAGUAUAUAAGUAUUACCAGUUAAUUGUACUGAAAUUACUAAGUUAAAGCUAAAGUACAAAAUUAGCAGAAAAUCGGGCUGUGACUGAUAUAUUAAACAUUUAAGUGCAUCAUUAAAUACUGAUGAGUCAAUGCAUAAGCAGCAUUUUAAUAUCUCAGUCACAGCGCGAUUUUCUGAAAAUUAGUACUUUUUCCAACAGUGCAGGUCACAGAAUCUGAUGGGUCACCAAAAAUGGUGUAACACUGUCGACUUAGCUUUAAUCUGUACCGUUCUUCCUUUAAAUGUUUAUUUACUUUGUCAAACUCCCUUGCAUGUCACAGUCAAAAGUGCUGGUCCAGGUGAAGUACAGCCAACAGCAGAAAUAUGUGAAGCUGGACGGUUUGACUUUAUGCAAUUCCAUGAAAAUGGUUAGCAUGCCUUAGGAAAAAGGUUUUAAACCACACCCAUGUUCUUUUAAAAGCUCAUUGUGCAAGCUCCUUAAUGUUGUCGAUUCUGAUUUCUUUACAUGCCUUUAUCAGACUCUUUUAUGCGGUAAAUGGGGUUAAAUUGCUAAUCAUUUUCAGUUCUGUAAUGUGUGCUUCAUAGAGUGUAAAGUAUUAAUAUACACCAAAACAGUCAAUAAAAAAAGCCAAUCAUCAAUUUUUACAUUUGGACUUAAGAGGGAAUGGGUAAUGUGAGGGAAAAUGCUCUAGGUCUAUUUAAGGAUUAUACAGUGGUGGAUGUAUGUAUUUAACGUGAACAGUUAUUGGCUGUGAGGCAAGAAACAGUGCUGACUUCAAAGGCACAUUCAGUUUGACCUUACUAUCUUUUCCAGUCAUCGAGAGAUUUUGCCUGCCACCUGAUGCAAAAGUUAUAUACAAGGAUGCAACAGGGACAGACGUUGAUGCAGAAAUAUUCAGCAAUGUGGUGCUGACAGUAUUCUCAGAUCAGGAAUUCUCUGAUUUCUCCUUGUCUUCUGCUUCUGAGACGUCUGACUCAAGCUUCAGCUCAAGUGCAUCAACUAUAAUCCUAGAUGAUGUCCCUAGCAAGAGACAAAUAAUUGAGGAUACACAUGAUGCUGUGUCUGCUGAACAGUUGAUUGAAGCUGUGCUAAGAGGCAAGUCUGGGGGUGAAGAAAUACUACAGGAGUACCAAACAACAGAAACCCUAACAGAUGCUGCAAGAAGAAAAAUGGUUAACAUCCUGGUGGCUCACAUGAUUGACAAUCAUGGGCACUGCCCCACUAAAGCAAUCAGAGAAGAUUAUGCACGUGGGAUAGUGAUGUUGUUACCUUCCCUCAAGGAUCCAUACUCCAAGAAGGGCUAUGAACACUUCUAUGAUGCUGCAAGCAGCACAGGAUACAUUUCUUGGCGUCUGAAAACAGUCCAGAGGAAGAUUCGUCAAGGAUCUGCACUGCCACCAAAUAGCCCAAUUGACUUUUCUCCAGGGGGCCCAAAUUUCCAAAGGACUGUUAAUGUUGAAAGGCAGCUUGAUGGUGAUGCUUGCCAAGAGGCCAUGUCUUUGCUCAACCAUACCACAGACAAUACCCUGAUUUUCCAGAAGAUGAGAGACCUUUCAGAACCGUCAGAAGCUCGUUAAUGACCCAGGCAGAAGUGUUGAUAUCCUCUCCAGCUUCCCAAGAUUCCUGGAUACAAAAGGAUUGGUGGACCAAGACUUCACUCUCCUAUUUGAUGACGACACAUCCUCCAGGCUUCUUCAGAAAUGGGAUUUGUUCUUCAAGCCAAAUGUCAUAAAAGAGGCUAAGCGGCUCACCUCAACACCAGAGUUGCGUCGCUUGGUGCAGUCAGCAGAAAGUCCCCCAGGAAGUGAUCUUGAUGAGGCAAGAACCUACGACCAAGAAAUGGCUUCCCUGUUGUUGCUGUUACAUCUCCUUCCACCACCUCCAGGGGGACUGAAGUCUCCAAAAAUUAGUGCAUGUGAUGCAGUUGAGAGACUUGUUGUCUUUCACGAGUUUGGAGGAGCAUCUCCGCAACCAGCAGGGUCGGCAGCCGUACCUCCUCGCUGUUGGGCGUCAGAAGAGCAAGAUUGAGAGCUUCUACAUCACACAAUGGAUAAGCGUCUCAUCCCAUGCAAGGCAAACCGCUCCCUCGGGGCAUGUGAUGAACUUUUCAAAGCACAUUUUGUGUUUAAUUUGUCUUACGAUGUGGCACUUGUGAAUUUUUACACAUUCCUGCAGACAAGUGUAUAACAUUGAUGUGGGGAAAAUGAAGGAGUCACCCAGAGUUAAAGACUUGAGAGCGAGACUGCUUAACCAGCCAGUAGCACUCUCACCCUGUGAGUAAGAAGCUAUAACAAUGUUAACCUGUUUCAUGUGUCAGAAAUAUUAUCCCAGCAGUCAACAGUUGAUUUCACAUUUAAGAGUUGAACAUGGUUACUAUCCUGGACCCAAGUACAAAUUGUUUUGUUCUCAGCAAGUCUGUAGGCAUCAGUUCCUAACAUAUACAGGUUUUCGGAAGCACCUUUAUAGUGUUCAUAGUAAUGUUCAGCAAAUUGCUCAAACUUCAACUGUUGCAUGUUCAUCUAGUGAGCCAGUUGCAACUUCAUCUCAGGCACAUGCUUUGGAGGACACAUUUAAUCCACAAAAUCAAUGUAGCUCUUCCAGUGUUUAUUCUGAGAGCAAUGAUUCAGGACUUACUAAAGAUCCAACUAAAGAAAUGUGUGCAUCCAUCGUGGCCAAAUUACAGGGGAGUGGGAUUUCCAACAGUUUGGUAUCCUCAAUUGUAGGAGAUUUGGAUGAACUAACAAGUGAGAUUCGCUCACAAGCAAAGCAUACAGCUAUUUCUGCUUUACCUAUAACUGACCCCAACAUAUCUGUGAUAAAUGAAUCUUUUGAAGAUUAUGAAAACCCGUUCACAAAUCUAAAUACAGAAUGGAAACAAAAUAAAUACUUCCACCAAAAAUGGGGAGUUGUCGAGCCAGUAGAAAUAACACUGGGAGUGAGAUAUGACAACAGGCGAAAUCAGAAAUCCGGUACAUAUGAUCAAGUACCUGUGAAGGAUACUUUUAUAUGUGUGCCGAUUUUAGAAACAUUGAAGUUCAUGUGCAGAAAUCCAGAUAUUUGUGUUUUGCUAAAGAAAGAGUGUAGAUCAGAGCCUGACACUUAUACUGACUUUUUUGAUGGAAGUUAUUUUAAAACCCACCCUUUGUUUACAGCUAAUAGACAUGCAUUACAAAUCCAACUAUACUAUUAUGAUUUUGAAACAGCCAAUCCCCUUGGCUCCAAACAUGGAAUUCACAAAAUUGGCUCUCUUUAUUUUGUUGUUAGAAACUUUCCCCAAAAAUUUAAUUCGGUUUUGAUGAACAUUCAUUUGGUAACACUUUUUCACACACAAGAUCUGCACAAGUAUAGUUUUGAUGUUAUACUAGAACCGUUGAUAAAUGAUUUGAAAAAACUAGAAGGCCAAGGGCUAAGUCUUCCAUUUUCAGAUGAGCAGGUAUAUGGUACAAUCUGUCAGAUCACUGGAGAUAAUUUAGGGAUGCACACAAUUCUUGGUUUUAAUGAGUCAUUCAGUAGCCGUCAUUUCUGUCGCCUUUGUUUGAUUGAGAAGAAUGAUUGUCAAACGGUAUACAGUGAGGAUGAUCCUAAGGUGAUCCUUCGUGGAAAAGACAUGUUUGAAAUGCAUUGCCAGUCUCUCCAGGAAAACCCACAAUUGAAGUCACUUUAUGGUUUGAAAAAAAGAUCUACACUUAAUUCAUUGAAGUAUUUCCAUGUUUGUAAUAACUAUUCAUUUGAUAUCAUGCAUGAUCUUCUUGAGGGUGUGGUUCAGUAUGAGAUCAAAUUGCUUUUUGGAUAUCUCACACAACACUUUAUGUCAGAACAGGACUUGCUUUCCAGGAUUUAUGGUUUUGAUUAUGGAUUUUUAGAACGAAAAAAUUGUCCUACAAAGAUUAUUUUGGAGUGUUGGCAAUGGCAUUGGUUUGAAUUCUAUUCAGACAUUGUGUCUUGUGAAAAACAUCCCACUGUUGUUUGGUGACAUUAUUCCUGCAGGAAACAAAAACAGGAAUUUGUUACUGUUGUUACUUCAAAUAAUGAACAUAGUUUUUUCACCUUCUCUCACUCUAGGUAUGACAAUAUAUUUAAAGCAUUUGAUUGUUGACCACCACAAACUAUUUAAGCACUUGUAUCCACAUAGAAACUUGAUACCUAAGUAUCAUUUUAUGAUCCAUUACCCAUCUUCUAUAAGGAAAGUUGGCCCCUUAUUAUAUACGUGGUGUAUGAGGUUUGAGGCCAAACACAAGCAGUUUAAAGAUUGUUUUUAAAAUUUCAAAAACAUAACCAAAUCGCUUGCUAAAAAGCAUCAGAUGGCCAUUGCUUAUCACUGGGAAACCUUCACCCUCAAACAAAAUGAGUAUGGGCCAAUUAAAUAUUUUCUCUUCAGAGAUGAGAAUGUCGUCAACAAUGAAAUGCUUGAAAUGAUCUUGUCAAAAUAUGUUUUCUCAACUAGUUGGGUUAAAGUUGAUGGUGUAGAGUAUAAAGCUGGACUAGUUAUUUGCAGUGCAAUGGAAGAAGACAUGCCAGUCUUUUGUCAAAUAAGUGAUGUACAUUUGGUUGAAGAUCUUUUUUUUUUUUUGACAAACAAGCUAUUUACAGAGAAUUUUGAUGACCAUCAUCAUGCAUUCAGAGUAUUACGAAGUGCGGAAAGAUGUCUACUAAAAAUGUCUGAGCUUAAAUUUCAUAAACCGUUUGAUAUUCAAAGCUCAUA
Molecule: messenger RNA, 5157 nt
Organism: Coregonus clupeaformis (lake whitefish)
Lineage: Eukaryota; Metazoa; Chordata; Actinopteri; Salmoniformes; Salmonidae
Exons: 8
Coding region: 2749-4428 (559 amino acids)
Source: RefSeq, a predicted model, not a curated record